AAAAAGUUUUGAAGACUGAAAAGUUAUUUACAAUUUUUUAAUUAUCCCCAUUUGAUGAUUAAUCGUACCAUUUUUCAUCUAAAUGUGUAUCAAAUGCUUCCAAAAGUGCUAGUGAGCAAAAAUAGCAUUAAGCAGUGUCGAUUUUAAUGUUUUCCCGGUCGUGAGCGGCAGAAGUCUGUUGCACCCAUUUUCGCGAUGAAGAAAUCCUAGAAUUUUUAUUUUUUGUUCGUCUUACUCAAUCCGACGGCGACGACAACGACGGCAGACAAGAAGAAGAAAGGCACCAUCAAACCAAACGGGUCCGUGUCUGAUGUGCGUUGAUUGUGUGUGGUGUUUGUGUUUACGUAAAAAGAGUUGGAAAAACUGAAAGUGAUUGUACAAUAAUUUUCGAUCUGCGGGAAGAGUGAACGGAAGAAAAAACAUCAAUUCAUUAGGGAAUUCCAAAGUAGAACAGGCGGAGGAACGGUUUGUUUUAGGGGAGGGUUACCGGAACCCGAUUGCCAGCUCCUGCAAGGGAGAACCACCCGGACAAAAGAGUGUUAAAUUGGAUUCCGAAAGCAUAUUCGGGGCGCCCCCGUCCGGGAGAAUGAUGGCCCCCUUCCGGCGCAAAAAAUCCAACAAGGAGUUCCCGGUGAAGGUGUGCACGUACGACUCGGAGCUGGAGUUCCAUCUCGAGCACCGUGCCACCGGUGGCUUCCUGUUCGAUCUAAUUUGCCGCACAAUCGGUCUCCGUGAGACGUGGUACUUUGGGCUGCGCUACGUCGACAAGAAGGGUUACAAAAGCUGGCUCAAAAUGGACAAGAAAGUCCUGGAUCAGCACAUCAAUCUCACCACGGAAGGUUGCGUGUUCAUGUUCAUGGCCAAAUUCUUCCCGGAAAACGUCGCCGAAGAGCUGGUCCAAGAGGUCACCCAGCACAUGUUUUUCCUGCAGAUCAAGGAGGCGAUACUCUCGAUGGUAGUUUACUGUCCACCGGAGGCUUCCGUCCUACUGGCUUCCUACGCGGUGCAAGCUAAGUACGGCGAUUUCGAUGAGGCUGUCUGUAAGCCGGGCAUGUUGAUUAGUGAAAAUUUAUUACCGCAACGGGUGAUCGAUCAGUACCAGAUGACUCCGCAGAUGUGGGAAGAGCGAAUCAAAACGUGGUACGCCGAUCAUCGCGGGAUGUCCCGCGACGAAGCGGAGAUGGAGUAUCUCAAGAUAGCACAGGAUUUGGACAUGUUUGGCGUUAACUACUUUCCCAUUACGAAUAAGAAAAACACAGAGGUAUACGUGGGCGUUACUGCGCUCGGUCUCAACAUCUACAGCAAGGAGAACAAACUGACUCCGAUGACCACCUUCCCGUGGAACGAAAUCCGAAACAUCAGUUUCGACGGGAAGAAAUUCUUCGUCAAAACGAACGAAGAAAAGGGCAACGUUGCGACGACCUUCUACUCGGAGAAGGCUCGCAACAACAAGGAACUGCUGGAUCUAUGCGUGGGGAACCACGAGCUGUACAUGAAGCGACGCAAACCGGACACGAUGGAGAUCCAGCAGAUGAAAGCACAGGCAAAGGAGGAGAAACACCGGAGGCACAUCGAGCGGAACAAGCUGGCGCGGGAGAAGCAGCUGCGCGAGGAAGCCGAACAGGAGAGGGCCAACAUGGAGAAAAGACUGAUGCAGCUGCAGGAGGAGAUGGCUUCCGCCAAUGAGGCGUUGCGCCGAAGCGAGGAAGCGGCCGAACUGCUCGCCGAGAAGAACCGCCUAGCCGAAGAGGAAGCCCUGCUGCUCUCCCACAAAGCCCUGGAGGUCGAGCAGGAAAUCAGCCGGAUGCGGAUGACGGCCCGCAAAACCGAAGAGGAAAAGGUCUACCUGGAGCGGAAAACGCAGGAAGCCGAACUGCUGACGGCCCAGAUGAUCGAAGAAUCGCGCAAGCGGGUCAUGGAAACGGAGAAGCUCAAGAACGAGCUAAUCCACGCCCGGGUCGCCGAGAAGGAAGCCAAGGAAAAGCUGCUCAACUUUCUGAGCCGGACAUCGACGGAGUCGAUUUUUAUAACGCCGUCCUCGUCGCCGGAAACGCCGGCCCUGGAGAGCAAUACGUACGACCUGCUGGCGGACGGGGACAUGGAUCAGCUGUCGCUGGAAAUCGAGAAGGAAAGGGUGGAGUACCUGACGAAAUCGAAACAGGUGCAGAACCAGCUGAAGGAGCUCCGCUCGGAGAUCGAACAGCUCAAGAUCGGCGAGAAGCAGUCGCCCCUCGACAAGAUCAACGCCCAGCAGAUACGUCUAGGUGAGAACAAGUAUUCCACCCUGAAGAAGCUCAAAUCGGGCUCGACGAAAGCACGAGUAGCGUUUUUUGAGGAAUUAGACCCGGAGGAAUCGAUAGCGUAGCGUUUCCCGGAAUCAUCACGCCCCGGAGGAUGAUUCCCAAGGAAGAAAACAAAUCCAUUCAAUCUCGCAUACUCUCACAAUUGCCAACCUGCUGCUACCUAUCUUUAGCUAGGGA
Messenger RNA from Ochlerotatus camptorhynchus, 2480 nucleotides. Its product is annotated as moesin/ezrin/radixin homolog 2-like. The transcript has 7 exons. Gene Ontology annotation, molecular function: actin binding; integrin binding. Gene Ontology annotation, cellular component: plasma membrane; cytoskeleton; filopodium. NCBI's taxonomy places the organism in Eukaryota, Metazoa, Arthropoda, Insecta, Diptera, Culicidae. The coding region runs from base 587 to 2365 and encodes 592 amino acids. The record is from RefSeq and is a predicted model, not a curated record. Gene Ontology annotation, biological process: positive regulation of early endosome to late endosome transport; regulation of gliogenesis; regulation of organelle assembly.